Acaulospora colombiana is the source of this 1347-nucleotide messenger RNA. The record is from the annotation of a GenBank genome assembly. NCBI's taxonomy places the organism in Eukaryota, Fungi, Glomeromycota, Glomeromycetes, Diversisporales, Acaulosporaceae.
AUGCUAUCUCGUGUCGCCAUUGUAGAGAGUGGCCGAGCCACUUUAUCACAACUCCUUAUCCUCAAGGAGGUAAUGGAUAGGAUCCAAUUCGACCUAGGUAGAAAGGAACCUCUGCUUCCCUGUGACUUCUUUGAUAUGAUCUCAGGCAGUGGUUUUGGAGGUCUCGUUGCAAUUCUUCUCGCGAGACUUCGACUAUCGGCAGAACAAGCCAUCGAGAAAUACCUAGACCUCACCAGUGCCUUGACAUUCAAAUGUGCACCACACCAAGAGGACAAACGGCGAAAUACGCUUGCCCUAAAAAGAGCAUUCUGCAACCUGCUUUUUGAACUCGAGGUCCCUCAAGAUGCAUUGCUACAAGAGGAGGACGGCUCGAAACCCCCAUGCUAUACCGAGAAUAUGGGCCACACUCGUCUGUUUCGCAAUUAUGGAGUGAGGGCCACGCCCGAGUACAACCCAAUGCUUGUACAAACUAUCUUGGCAUCUUGUUCAUUUCCCUCCAUGUUCGAGCCGGUACAGAUUGGAAAGGAACCAUACAAAGAAAAGUUCGUCACUGGCGCUUUAAAUUGUCCAAACCCGACUCGAGAGGCUAUCAAUGAGUCAAGUGGACUGUUUGGAGACCAGACCCCCAUGUCUGUUAUCUUGAGUCUUGGUUCAGGACAAGGAAGCAUUGUUAGCCUCGAAUCAGCCGCGUCAGAGGAGGAAAGGCGACAACUUCUUCAUUGUCUCAUAACAGAUUACGCCCGAGAAAGAACGCACCAAGAGCUGGAGCGUUUGAUUCACUCGAUGGGGAUAUACUUUCGCCUGAACGUGCAAAAAGGGUUAGAAGAUGUAGACGAGAGGCGCGAGUCCGCGUCUAAAGUCAAGUCCAAUACGACUGCAUAUCUGGGUGAAUAUUCUGUCAGUCAAGUGGUCGAUGACUUGGUAAAUGCGUUGCUUGGGAGAAGAGAAAGGCGUAUCAUCAAAGGAAUUGCUGUUGCAACUGGCUAUAUAAAAUUCCUCAUGUCGUUUCUCACCUAUUAUGAUGGAACGGUGAUUAGAGAAUAUAGAGAAGACGAUAUUUCAAUAGAACAAGAGGACGAAUCAGUGCAUAUAACAGAAAGUCUCCCUUGUUACGAAGACUACAACGAGCAAUCCAGAAUUGACGUUGAUCAAACAAAAGACUGUACCCAUAUUGUGCCAAGAGAGGAGACCAUAAUCACCCAACAAGAGAAGGCCCCACCUUACUGGCGUUGGCUACUAGAUCCUGCGGGAUUUGGGUUCCCAGUACUCGUCGUGGCAGCCCUUUGGGUCGACGGAAGGCUGGGUGGAAACAACUUGUUGACAAAGAACAUUUGGGCCCUGACGUAA